Oldenlandia corymbosa var. corymbosa is the source of this 1096-nucleotide messenger RNA. NCBI's taxonomy places the organism in Eukaryota, Viridiplantae, Streptophyta, Magnoliopsida, Gentianales, Rubiaceae. The record is from the annotation of a GenBank genome assembly.
GUUGUCUAUAAAAUUGAGUAUGAAGAUUUACCCACAAUCUGCUUUGCGUGCGGUAAAUACGGACAUUUAUCGGAGUCUUGUCCCAAAUUCCCGGUGGCGACAAUGGAGGCAACAACUCCGGUGAAAGAAAAUCAAGCUCAAAAAAAAAAUGUGAUUCCACGGCAUCAAUUAACACUCUCAACCAACCUAGUUUGUCUGGACAAAAUCAAUUGAGCUGCAACGGCCAAUUGAAAUCGGAGAAUGGAUGCAGGCACCGAAGAGAGUGUGGAGGGGGCCACCUAGGUCUGCGCUCACAACGGCUACUGACAAGCAACGGCAUAAAAUCGGGGCAAAAAUGGAGUCCUUCGCGAGUCAGUCAAAGUUUGCCCCAUUGAUAAUCGAGCACAAUGACGAGGAAGUCAACUUGGUUCAGAAUAGCUCUAAUGCAUUUAAGGGUUUUGAAAUGGGCCAUCCAUCCACUCAAGUUUACAAGCCCAAACAAGGGUGUACUACAUACAAGAGGAAGAAUGAGGCUAGGGAGACAACAGUUUAUUCACCCAAGCAAGAUACGAGUAAGCCCAAUAGCGUAGAAGCCCAAACGGCCCCAGCCUCAACAAGCAACCAUCAGAUAGUUGAAAAAGAAAAAAGUCAAAAAACAGAUGAAGCCAUUGUUGACACCACCAACCAUGGCCAAGGGAAUCAAUCAAGGCAUGUGGCUAUCUCUCAGCCUAUUCUAAAUGGUCAAAAUCACACGGUAGUACAUAUCCCUGACCCGGUUACAGGUUUAACGGCUUUAACUCACCGGAUGUCCAAGACAAACCGUCCUCCCCCUAACUAAAAAUCAAGGGAUGGAACUAAUGCUUUCAACAUCAAAUCCAAAUUCAAAGUCAAUGGCAAAAAAGAGAAAAAUAAGGAGGCUAUUAUGGCGGCUCUAGAGGACCUUGAAGAUUUGGAUGACAACCAAACUGAGGAGCACCUGAUUGAGAUGGAUAAUAGGCGCUUCUCUGAUCAGGAGGAGGAACCUCCUGAUACCGCCAGGUAGAUAACUAAAUUUUCAUACAACCAUUAACUGAAAACAAGCUUAUUAUUUUGAGAAUUUUGGUAAAACAAUGAAGAA